Molecule: messenger RNA, 390 nt
Organism: Nylanderia fulva
Lineage: Eukaryota; Metazoa; Arthropoda; Insecta; Hymenoptera; Formicidae
Source: RefSeq, a predicted model, not a curated record
AUGACAAUUCAUAACUUGUAUAUCUUUCGAAACUGGAAUGUUUUGUACUAUGCUGAGUGGAACAGGUUAAAUAAAUCGGGGAUAACGAAAGAAGAGGAAGCCAAGUUGAUGUAUGGAAUGUUGUUUAUACUAAAAUCGUUUGUGAGUAAAAUCUCACCGUUGGAUCCCAAGGAAGGAUUUUUGUAUUAUCAAACAAGCAAAUAUACUCUUCAUUAUUUUGAAACACCAUCAGGUCUUAAAUUUGUUUUAAAUACUGAUAAUGCCAGUCAGAAUGUGAGAGAAUUAUUGCAACAAUUGUACAGAGAAGUAUAUUUGGAAUAUGUAGUAAAAAAUCCACUCUGCCAAUUAAAUGAACCUAUACAAAGUGAAAUUGUUUUAAAAUACAAGUAG